GACAAUUUCGAUGAAUUGGGCGAGGAGCAAGAAUGAAUCAUCUCACAGUUGACUGAUUAUGAAUUGUAUCAAUGAUGGGUUUUCAAAGUGGAUGUAAGUUGGAAUGGGUGAAUUGCAAGAAUGGAUGGAUUUCAAGAGAUUCCUGAAUGUAGUUUACAAGAAAUCCUAGUCAUCAAUUACUGCUGUCUGCUGGUAAUAAUAUGCAAAUAGUUUGGAAUCUACCAAUAUUCAAAUAUUGAUUCUGCUCAAACUGAUAUAAAUAACUAUUACAAGAAGCAACUGUGGUCUUCAGCCACCACAUUUAUAGUCUGAUAGAAAGUCAGGAAGCCAGGAAGCUAAAUUGCAGUAUGAUCAAAAGCUGAGGAUUUUCCAGGCCUUCCUCAACAGAGAACAGAAAUCAUGAAAUCUCGAAUCUCAAUUUGAAGGAUCCUUUUUCCCCUUUUCGGUUUCUUCCUCGUUCUCCUGACCAUAGCGACGCUUGAACUUGGCAAUCUGCCCCAGACUUUCAGCCAUCUGCCGCUUUGCUCUGAAGUGGUAAACUUUACCAGUGUUGUGUAUUUUGGUCAUCAUGACAUUCAUCAAUCUGCCGCUCUGCGUGACAUAAGAUAUCCAUUGCCUUUGCGGGUGAGCUCCUUUCUUCAUUUCGACCGAAUCUGUUAUCAAGCAUCAGUUUGUGAAAGAUCAACGUGAGAACAACUCCAAGUCUCCAACAGGGUUGCAUCAUAUGCAUCCAUUUACCACAGUGCAAUUGGGAAGACCAUCUAUCUAGGUCCGAGGAAACAGAAACAAUGAAGGAUGGCAACAGAAGAGGUAGCUGCCUAAUGCCCACCAAGCUAAAGAAGAACCGAACAGAGUUUCACAUUCCAAAGAGAGCACUCUGAUCAGUGAUCACGAUGAGGAAAUUCAUCUACGCAAAAAAGACCUGACCUUUCUGGUCUACCUCCAAGAUAAAUAAGAAAAGCCAAACCACAGAGCAGAAAAGGCUGAACUAGUGCCAUUUGCAAGAGAUUCCCAUAGGACUACCAGCUUAAAUUGUGCUGACUCAAAGGAAGUCAAUUGAAUUAUUAGAAUAUUUCUCCACGAAAAUGGAUCCCUUCGGUAAUGCAAUUCCCAAAUUUCUAUCUAACAACCAUUAUCAAAUCCACUCAACAGUCCAAUUGGGUAAGAAAUGGCAGACUGUUCCGCACUGUGAGAAGAAUCACCAAACCAAGCUACUGGAACAUAACGUCGAACAACUGAUGGGCAAUGCAUAGGAACGAACAAACGAUAAAGAAAUCAAAUUGCACAGAAGAUUGGGGAAGAUGAACCAAACCCCUAGAUGAGUCGCUACAAGAGCAGAAAGGAAACAAGCUAGAAGAAGAUACUGACCUGGAAAGAGAUGCAGCGAUCUUGGUGAAGGAAAGCUCGAUAAACCCUACUCCAGUAUUCCUUCGAACUAGAGAACCCAGCUACGAAGAUCUUCGCAUUGAACAAGAAACAGAACAGGUUGAAGAGAGAUAUCGGGCUGGACCUGGAGACGGGCCGUUUGAUCCAGCCCCGUUUGAUCCAGCCCAGUUCUUAAGAUGUCUUUUAAAGUCUGCAUUUUCGCCAGCCGGGUCAGGCGGGUUGACCCGGGCCGGUUCCGUGGAUGGGCUGAACGGGCUCUGGCCGAGCCACGACAUCUCUCAGCGCCAUUCAUUAGAUCAAAGCGUCCUCUGGUUACGAGACUUCCGAUCAAAUCACUGCUGAACCAGAAGAAGAUUGUCGCUCCUUCGUAGCAUAAUUUCAGCACAAGGUCGGUCGAAGGGGAGGAAGAAUGGCUACUGCGGUAAUCGUAGGAGAUGCGAGCUCCUGGGCUCGAGCGCUCGUUAGGAUCUCUCCGUACACCUUCUCCGCCAUCGGAAUCGCCAUCUCUAUCGGAGUCUCUGUCCUCGGCGCCGCCUGGGGGAUUUACAUCACCGGAAGUAGCUUGAUCGGAGCUGCAAUCAAAGCUCCUCGCAUCACCUCUAAGAAUCUCAUCAGGUGCCUGAAUUUAGAACUUCUUACGUUCUUGCUUCUCUUCCAUUCUUGGUGUCUGCUUUCCUGAACCAGUUGUGCAUUCCUGUUUCUAAAUUUGGUACUUGGUGAUGAUCUGAUGAUAUUAAGACGCUGCAGUUGAAGUUUAGCUGUUCGGUGUUUUGGAAGUAGUUACCCGAAGAAUCAAACUCACUGGCAUUUAGAUUCAACUUGGUAAUCUGCAUUUGGCUAGAAUCGAAUUAAAUUCACUAGCCAGAGUGCCAGAAGGUCAAAUUGAAUGAUGAAAGAGGUGGUCUUUAUCUGUUUAUUUAAGGGAGAAGGAUCUGUUUUGGAAUUGCUUAGGUGUUGCCUACAUUUCUCUGUUUCUUCUGCAACCCAGGGAGCUCGAGCUUCUUCGGCAUUCCACAUUGUGGUUGUUUUGCUUGAUCCAAAAUCAGAUUUAGGACAUAAGAUUCCUCAUUGCAUCGGCUAGAUGCUUGGCUUAAAUCUGGAAUUUCUGUUUACACUCUGGGUCCGGUUUGCUAGUCCGGAGCUGAAGCUGGUGUAAAAUGUUUUAUCCUGGUUAUCUUAUCCUUUCCUUAUCUUAACCUAGAAUGUUGGUCACGUUAACGUCUGUUGGUACAUGAAAUUUUCAGGUUUAUAGGACAGAAUACGUUGAUAAUGGUGACAAUAAAUGAUCAGUUCCCCUUAAUUGGUUUAUGAGUGUCUGUAUUAUAUCCAGUCUCUCCUUACCUGACAGCAUGAAGAAGAUAGAUAGAUGUUGAAGUUUCUUUCUUUUCUUGUGUUAUAAGCUAUGCUGCAAACUACUGACUAGAAGUUGGUUUCUUAUGCAUUAUGUUGUGUUCCAAUUCGACUUCAUCAGUAUAGUCUACUGUUUUUACUCAUGUUAACUGCUAUAAGUAUUUGACUGCCACAACUAUUCCUAGCUGAUGUGGUGGCAGUUCUACUUUGGAUUAUGAAAUUUGUUUUUUCUAUUAAGUUUUGGAUAACCUCUGUUUAUGUAUUAGAAUUGUCAAUUAUUUGGUGCAUAUAUAACCAUCUGGUUACAUUUGGAUGUGAAUUUUUCUUUCUUGUGGACUGCUGUCACAGCCUUGCCUUUUCUGUGUUUAGUUUGACACAGACUUCCAGUCUUUCACCAAUUUGUAACCUCUAGAAUGAUGACAACGCCUUCAGGAUAUAAUUUGCGGUGAUUGGUUGUUUGUUUCAGUGUGAUCUUUUGUGAAGCUGUUGCCAUAUACGGUGUCAUUGUGGCAAUUAUCCUGCAAACAAAAUUGGAGAGUGUUCCUGCUUCACAGAUAUAUGCUCCUGAAUCUCUGCGAGCUGGUUAUGCAAUUUUUGCAUCUGGUAUUAUUGGGAAAAAAUCCCAAGUUACACAUCUUUUUAAAAAAAAAUCUCAAAAUACACACGUUAUGAAAAUAAUUCCCAAUCUACGUUAGUUUGGGCCAUCACCGCUGUCGACGAAGACAGUGAUUGCAUCACUGUUGUCGACGAAGACAGUGAUUGCAUCACCGCUUUCGACGAAGACAGUGAUUGCAUCACCGCUGUCGACGAAGACAGUGAUUGCAUCACUGCAGUACACGGCCGCGGUGAAGGCCUGACCUGCGUCGAAACUUGAAACAAACGUAACUUUGUGCUCGGUUAUCCGAUCGUAGCAAAAUUUUUUUUGAUUCCGCAUAAUUUUUCGAGAUCUUGCAAGUCGCAAAUGGCCAUAGGAGGUUUGGUCCCGCCUUCGUCUCGAAAAUAUGUCGUUUGCUACCCCGAACGAGCCUUUUUUCGAUUUCGUCAAACUUUGAAUGACCAUAACUUUGUGCUCCACAAUCCGAAAAUCAUGAAUUUUUUUUUGAUUUCGCAUAAAUUUUUAAGGACUAAAAUAUUUAGUAGGAGAGAAUUUUCAAAAAAUGAAUUAUUUAUGGAUAUAAGGGGUUUUGGGAAUAACUUUACCUUCCUUUUCAGGAAUCCAAGUACAUUCCGAAAAUAUGUCUAUGAUAAAAAUUGUAGUCCUUAAAAUGUUAUGCGAAAUAAAAAAAAAUCAUGAUUUUCGGAUUGUGGAGCACAAAGUUAUGGUCAUUCAAAGUUUGACGAAAUCGAAAAAAGGCUCGUUCGGGGUAGCAAACGACAUAUUUUCGAGACGAAGGCGGGACCAAACCGCCUAUGGCCAUUUGUGGCUUGCAAGAUCUCGAAAAAUUAUGCGGAAUAAAAAAAAAUUGCUACGAUCGGAUAACCGAGCACAAAGUUACGUUUGUUUAAAGUUUCGAUGCAGGUCAGGCCUUCACCGCGGCCGUGUACUGCAGUGAUGCAAUCACUGUCUUCGUCGACAGCGGUGAUGCAAUCACUGUCUUCGUCGACAACAGUGAUGCAAUCACUGUCUUCGUCGACAGCGGUGAUGGCUCAAACUAACGUAGAUUGGGAAUUAUUUUCAUAACGUGUGUAUUUUGAGAAUUUUUUUUAAAAACAUGUGUAACUUGGGAUUUUUUCCGUAUUAUUGUUGGCUUCGCCAACCUCGUUUGCGGGUAUGUAUCUCCAUCUUACACUGGUUGAAACCCGUUAAACUUCGUGUUGCAUUCAGAGAAUAAUUCAACUUUUCUUAUUUUUGUGGGGACUUCGUUGUACUCUGUUGUCUGACAACAGGGUGUGUGUUGGAGUCAUUGGGAGCAGCUGUGCACUCUCCGAUGCCCAGAACUCAUCACUUUUUGUGAAGAUUCUCGUGAUUGAAAUAUUCGGCAGUGCUCUUGGGUUGUUUGGAGUGAUUGUGGGCAUCAUCAUGUCUGCUCAAGCAUCAUGGCCUUCCAAAGUGUAACAACAUGUCGUUAAUGGAAUCAGAUGAAGGAAUCGAGGGACCAUGUAAUGUAGGUAUUACUCAUGAUCCCAAGUGCGCCCUGUGUAUCUUAUUCUUUCAUAUCGUUUGUUAUGAAUACAAGGUGUUUGGUAAAAAGAAAGAAAGAUGCUUGUGGGGGAGGUUAGACCACCUGUACUACUGUUAAGUAAGUUUUGUUGUCCGAACAGAAUAAGUACUCGGGACCAAAUGAGUUGUGUAAUUUUUACUGAAAAGCUGGUGCGUUACUGUUGAAUGAUUGUUGUUGUGUGUUCCCUGGUAGAUUCUUUCUUCUGCUCCGUGAAUGUCCUUGGACUUGAAGACGUGAGGGUGAAGGCAGUUGCUGAAAUUUCUUGCUUGCUUAGGUUGAACAUAACUCUUGAAAUGUUACUCUGUUGCGUCAAGUACUAUCCAGCGAAAACGAUCUAUAAGUUUGAGUAGUUACCUGAAUGCAUAAAGGCAUUAAGGCUGG
This is a messenger RNA of Linum trigynum, 5279 nucleotides long. The record is from the annotation of a GenBank genome assembly. NCBI's taxonomy places the organism in Eukaryota, Viridiplantae, Streptophyta, Magnoliopsida, Malpighiales, Linaceae.